Platichthys flesus (European flounder) is the source of this 1323-nucleotide messenger RNA. It is a transcript of the gene edn1, whose product is annotated as endothelin 1. The transcript is spliced from 5 exons. The record is from RefSeq and is a predicted model, not a curated record. Gene Ontology annotation, biological process: intracellular calcium ion homeostasis; regulation of vasoconstriction; regulation of systemic arterial blood pressure by endothelin. Lineage: Eukaryota; Metazoa; Chordata; Actinopteri; Pleuronectiformes; Pleuronectidae. Gene Ontology annotation, cellular component: extracellular region. Bases 86 to 664 code for a protein of 192 amino acids. Gene Ontology annotation, molecular function: hormone activity; endothelin A receptor binding; endothelin B receptor binding.
CCGCAGCUCUGAGGACUGUCCCCGGAUGAUUAUUUCUCCACCUCUGCAGGAUUAUUUUCAUCAUCAUCACUAACUGAAGAAGAAGAUGGAUACUUACGUUUUGAUUUCCGUGUUAUCAGUGAUGUGCUCGUGGAGUCUGUGCACAGUUCUCUCGUCUCCAGUCGGAGAGAACCCCGCAGACUCCCGCAGCGUCUCCCGGGGGAGACAUGUGCGCACCAAGCGCUGCUCCUGCGACACGUUCCUGGACAAGGAGUGCGUGUACUUCUGCCACCUGGACAUCAUCUGGGUCAACACACCUGAGCGCGUGGUCUCUUACGGACUGGGCAACGCUCCGAGGACGAAGCGCGCGCUGCAGGACUCCAAGACAGCCGGGAGCGCGCCUCGCUGCCGGUGCGUGCGUGAGAACGACAGCACGUGCAGCAGCUUCUGUCAUCAGGACAACCUGCAUCUCAGGUCUCAGACGUCGCAGGAAACCUCGAUCCCCACGGAACACAAGCCGGCAGCUGACAGGAGCAGGAUUAAGAGGUGGAACAAGAGCCACGAGAAACAGGUGUCGGCCGCCGCGCUCAGGGUCGCUUUGAAAACCCGCCUGCUGCUGGAGGAGUGGAGGGUGAGGCGGCGCCACAGGGCGAGGGCGAGGGAGGGCGAGAGCACGGCCCCCUAAAGACCACAUGUCACCUCCACACCUUGUAACUCAGAGGGGGGAAAGGCUUCCGUGAACCCACGGGCCCUUCUCCUCAGCCGUCUGCAAGCAGGGGCCCCUCGGCAGGGCCUCCGGAGAGCCCGACGCCAGGCCGGCGAGCUGUCUCCAGGUCGACCUCAGGGCUCCGGGGGUCAGAGGUCGUCUGCGGCAGAGCAGAGGGUCGCUCUACACACUCGGCCUCGUCCGACAGAUGGGCGAGGUCGGAGACACCACGGGGAGAGGACGGACGCGAGCUGGACACAGUCUGUGGAGUCCAGGACGUUCGCGGGGCCUCUCCAGGACACCCGGUCAAAUAGCAUUUCAAAAACACUUGACUUCACCGGAGGGAUUCAACCGGAAUCCCCCCCCCCCACUGGUCACGGAGAAUCCCUGGCAGUUCUACUUCUUCUAUUUCAAAAUGAAAAAACCUUCAAGACAUUUUCUCAGCGACUGAAUCUAUUUAACCGCGUUUCUAUGUAACAGUCCCGAGGACAGAGCGGCUGCCGGGAGUUUAUCACAGACGUCUUUGUCGUUAUUUAUGAUGUGAAAUGAUGUUUACGUGUGUUGUUAUUUAUUAUUUAUUCUUUGUGCAUCUCGUUUGGUUGAUUUCUAUGAAAUCUGUCAUCGUCAAGUUGCCAUAU